Molecule: messenger RNA, 327 nt
Organism: Chironomus riparius
Lineage: Eukaryota; Metazoa; Arthropoda; Insecta; Diptera; Chironomidae
Source: the annotation of a GenBank genome assembly
AUGAAGAUCAUCUUAAGCAUACUAGUGACCUCAAUACUGCUCAUUAGCUUCAGUGAUUCUCGACAUUUUCCAAAGAGAAAAAGUGUUUACAUUUGCCACAGAAACUUAUCAAUCGGUGCAAAAGUUCAUGUUUUUCUUAUGAAACUGAUGGGCAAACAUGAUGUGCUGGGAAGUGAUCAUAAAGAUGGAUGUCAACUUGUGCAUGUUACUGACGCGAGUAGUGAGGAAUCUGACAGUGAUGAGAUAUCUGUUGCACCGAAGAACUUAGUAGUGAAUCGUCAAAAUGAACCAAAGUGGUUGAUUGAUAAUGACAGUCGAUCAGGUUGA